This is a messenger RNA of Antechinus flavipes (yellow-footed antechinus), 3066 nucleotides long. It is a transcript of the gene IGFBPL1, whose product is annotated as insulin like growth factor binding protein like 1. Bases 180 to 1058 code for a protein of 292 amino acids. The transcript has 5 exons. Gene Ontology annotation, biological process: regulation of signal transduction; regulation of cell growth. Gene Ontology annotation, cellular component: extracellular region. NCBI's taxonomy places the organism in Eukaryota, Metazoa, Chordata, Mammalia, Dasyuromorphia, Dasyuridae. Gene Ontology annotation, molecular function: insulin-like growth factor binding. The record is from RefSeq and is a predicted model, not a curated record.
GUCGGGGGCUGCCAGCUCUUUCCCCGCCCCAUCCCCCCACUCCCCCAAAGGAAUUGGGUGUGUCUCCACCAACGCCGCCACUCAGCUGCUACUGUCUAUUUGGAAUCAGUCAGAGCAGAGUGCCUCUUUCCCAAGCCAGCCACUCUUCCUUGCUCUUUCUUUACCCUCCGGGGACUACCAUGCCCCGUUCCACUUUGCCCGAGCUCCUGCUGCUUUCGCUGCUCCUAUGCCACUGGUCCCAUCGUUUGACAGGGGCAGACGACAGCACUAGCACCAAUGAGUGCGGCCAGUGCAUCCCCGAGAGCUGUGAGCCGGUGCGAUGCAAGGCUCGGGAGCUCUCGGUACGGGACGACUGUGGAUGCUGUGAGCAGUGCUUGGGCACCGAGGGCGAGCUGUGCGGGGGCAGAGGUAGCGUGGGCAGGAGGCGCCAAGCCCGCUGCGGCCCGGGACUAGUCUGCGUGAGCCAGUCUCGGGAAGUGCUGGGAGCUGCCGCGUCCCAGGAGCAGCUCCCCGAGGAGUUGGAGGGCACGGGGCUGUGUGUGUGCAAGGAGGACGGCGCCGUGUGCGGCUCGGACGGGCGUUCCUACCAGAGCGUGUGCGCCCUACACCUGCACAGCUGGAUCUCGGUCAGGGCUGGCCAUGAGCGCGUCCACAAAGCUCACGAUGGCGAAUGCAAGUUGGCUCCUGUGAUUGUUAUGCCACCUAAAAAGAUUCACAAUGUAACCGGGGCCCAAGUCUACCUGUCCUGUGAAGUGAAGGCUGUUCCAACACCAGUCAUUACCUGGAGGAAGAUCACAGAAUCUCCCAAAGGGGUCAAGUUGUUGGAGGAGUUGCCUGGAGACCGAGUUAAUAUGGCUGUCCAGGUUCGUGGUGGUCCAUCCAAACAUGAAAGUACAGGUUGGGUUUUAAUAAACCCCCUGACAAAGGAGGAUGAAGGGGUGUACCAGUGCCAUGCCACUAACAUGGUGGGGGAGACCCAAUCCUAUGGUACAAUAAAGGUCACAGAUCUGAAUAAAUACAAAAAAAUGAAUUUCAUAGCGCCAGAUGAUGACAUGUAAUGAGGAUGCCAGGGAAGCUGAUCGAAAAACGGAGAAGAAUCAAUUAGUGGAUUGUUUUGUUUUAUUGUGCAGCAUGAGCUAGAAAACACUGACCCAUUUUUAUGUGCUUUUCAAUUUAGAUUAAAAACUAGAACAAAAAAGAUACAGAUGUAAUUUUUAGCUGGGAAGUAAUGAACAAGGAAAACAAAUCAAAACAAAAUCACAGGCAGCUUUUGAGAAAUGACUUUCUGUAUAUAACUUGUGGUUUUUUUUUUUUUUUUUAAGCUGAUGUCUCCCAAGGGAAAUCUCUCCCUUGUGUACAUGUACGCUUAGAAGUGGAAGUAUUCACACUCCUGCUUCUUAAUUUAUUCCAACUGCAUAAUGAUUGUUUAGAUGAUGUGUCCUUACCUCUCAGGUGACCUUGUAAGAGGGAAAAUUUCUUUUUAAAAAUUAUACUGCCUCAGGGGAUAAAGUAUUGAAUAAUAAAAGGUCCCCUUAUUGUUUUGCAUUCUACUUUGAAGCAUAUAAUAUUCUAUCAACUGAUAGUUAAUGAAACUUACAAGGUACUUGCCACAGGUUCACGUUAGGCAAUCAAGAUGCUAAUUUUUUGUAACACAGUUUCUAUCUGGGGAGAAUACCUAUACAUUAUUUGGUGAACAUUGUGUUAGAAUUACAAUGUCAAAUGCUAACUGCAUCUAGUUGGAUAUGAAAAUAGAAAUGUUGUAAUAGUAUAGAUUUUACUUUUGAAUAUUUCUACUUUGUCAAUGAAUAUAGUGGGAUUUCUUUUUUUUAAAUAUUGCAGAUCUGAGCUAUAUAAUACGAUCCUGGAUGUCUAAAUCUCUUAUUGUUCUAGUCAUGUCUGACUCUUUGUGAUUUUAUGGCGUUGUCCAUGGGGUUUUCUUGGCAAAGAAACUGAGGCAAAUGAGGGUCACACAGCUAUUAAGUGUCUGAGAUUGGAUUUGAACUCUUCUUUCUGAUUCCAAGCCCAGUGUCACCUAGCUGCCCAUCUAAAACUCUAAAGACUCAUAACACUUUCACUUAGAUCUAUGAUGUCAGCAGCACAAAUAUUUUUAUCCCCAUUUUAUAGAUGGGAAAGCUGAGGCUCAGCAUGAGAAAAUGAAUUGCAGCUAGUAGGUGUCAUAGAGAGGAUUUUAAACUCUGGUCUCUGGACUCUCAAAUAUGGCACUCCUCCCUGAUAGAAAAUAUCUUAUUCUCCUGGUUAAAGUUAAAUAAACUACAUUUCAAACUUUGGAGAUUGUUUUUAGGCCAAAUUCGAUAUUUUGAAACCAAAUUCUAAUCUGGGACAAAUCAUAGUAGACUAAGGUCAUGGAUAUUACUUUUCUUUGUAAUGAAUUUUAUGAGUACAUUCUGAUUAAGGACCUUCUGCAGAAAGAGUCACCAGUGCUUUCUAGGUGACUCCUGUCACUGCAUCACUGCAGCAGCAUCUGACAGCACUGUGGUCUACCACCUUGACCCUGUGAGGUAGGACAAUUAGCUCCUCAUCUGUCUUCUGGAGGCAGGACUGGUCACUUAACUCCAUCUUCAAUAACACAUUUGAAGCCUUGAUUGAAGAUACAGAGUAGACCACAAAAUCUUCCAGUCAUCGAUUUGGUGGGGGCUGAGGAUUGGAAAGGGCAAUAUCAGCAUCUUUUUUUAUAUGCAAAAAUUCAGUUAAUGCUAUCAGGUCUUAGUCUUCAAGAUCAAAACUAUUUUUCAGUCAUUUUGAUAAUACUGGAAGCUCCAACUGCUUUUUGUCUUUCUGAAGGAUAUCUGUAGCCAUUUCUGGAAUUUUCACAUCCCAAAAAUGUAGUAAUUUUUUUAGAUAUCUUUGUCUUCCCUCAUGCUUACACUGUGACACCCUGAAAAUUUCCUCAACUGAGGAGUCUAAAGCCAAGAUUUUGUGAUGUGUUUGCUGUUGCGAUUUGGGGGGGGGACUGUUUUCUAAUCCUGAAUUUUUACUAGUUUAUUUUCAUAAGAUACUGUGAUGUCACAUAGUUCUGUACAUUGAAAAUAAACUAUUUUGAAGUUG